Maudiozyma saulgeensis is the source of this 1071-nucleotide messenger RNA. NCBI's taxonomy places the organism in Eukaryota, Fungi, Ascomycota, Saccharomycetes, Saccharomycetales, Saccharomycetaceae. The record is from the annotation of a GenBank genome assembly.
AUGUCUAUCACAUUAGCGAAGGGUAUCAAAUUACAGAAUGACAAGACAUGGUCAUUGGAUUACAAACGAACUCCGUAUGCUAAUUUGUUAGCUGUAGCCUCGACAGAUCGUAAGAUUAAGAUUCUUAAUAUUAAACCAAAUGGUACGAAACUAGAAGAUGUCCUUGAUGGCACUGUUCAUAGAAAAGCUGUACGUUCUGUCGCAUGGAGACCUAAUACUGAUAUUAAUACUGUGACAUUGGCAGCGGGUUCAUUUGAUGCAACUGUCUCAAUUUGGACUAAAGAUAUUGCCUCUCAUGUUGCUGAGGAUGAGGAAGAAGAAGAUACUGAUAUGGCUGGUGAAUCAGAAAUGGAUUUGUUAGCAAUUAUUGAAGGUCAUGAAAAUGAGGUUAAAUGUGUUGCAUGGUCUCAGGAUGGUAUGUUACUGGCUACAUGUUCCAGAGAUAAGAGUGUAUGGAUUUGGGAAACUGAUGAAAUGGGUGAAGAAUACGAAUGUGUAAGUGUUCUACAAGAGCAUUCACAAGAUGUGAAACAUGUAGUGUGGCAUCCAACUAUGAAUUUGUUAGCAAGUUCCUCUUAUGAUGAUACCAUUAGAUUAUGGAAGGAAUAUGAUGAUGAUUGGGAAUGCGUUGCUGUAUUGACAGGCCAUGAAGGAACUGUAUGGUCAUCUGAUUUCGAGGCUAGUGAUAAUAAGCUUGAUAUCAGGUUGGCUAGUGUAAGUGAUGAUUCUGCUGUACGUAUAUGGAAAUAUAUUGAAGAAGAUGAUGAAAAUGAUGGUCAACAAGUAUGGAUCUGUCAAUCUAUUUUACCAAAAGUACAUCAUAACCAAGUUUAUAGUGUUGCAUGGAGCCCAAAGAGUGGGUUGAUUGCUACUAGUGGUUCAGAUGGUACAUUGGCACUAUAUAAAGAAACUGAAAAGGGUAGUGGAACUUGGGAAGUAGUCGCUCAGAAAGAAUUAUGUCAUGGAGUGUAUGAGGUAAAUAUUGUAAAAUGGAUAGAUGUAGAUGGACAAGAACUUCUUGCAACGGGUGGUGAUGAUGGUAGUGUUAAUAUUUGGAAUUUUAAAAUUUGA